AAACGCCGCUGCCGCUUGCCGCCUUAACGCCUGCGAUGCGAGCGAGUGCGUUGCGUUCCCAGUUGCAUCCAACGUGCGUGUAGGACGAAAGGUCCGAAGGGUGGUAGUUGCGGUGUGAUGUGUGGAGUGCGUAAUGAACACAAAUAUUUGCGCAUGAUAUUAUUUUUAUAGAGAAGACAUACAAAACAAUGCUAUUUUUAUACGGAACAUAACAGUACAAAAAAUACGAUAGUACAAAUAACUUGAUACCCAAUCUCAGCGAUAUUCAGGAUACCAGUUAUGACAAUAAGGACAUCUUUAAUUCCAUUAUACUAUAACCGUACGAGGACAUCAAAAUGAUUCGGAGUUAGCGAAACUUCAGUGCGACAAUGAGUGAAACUCUAAGUCAAGACCCAGAUGGAUUGGGUGCUGUUUAUACAACGUUAGUACCGACUUACCCCCCAACGCCGGCUACACCGAGUUCGACGGUACAAGAUGCGCCGUCCGGGGCAAAUUUGCCCCCAUUCUCAACUACGUUCACUUCAGAUGUCGACUCGGGUAGUACCUUCAGUUCCAUGCCGGAUAGGCUGUUCAGCGAUAGCCGGUUAUUAGACAUCUCCAACUGGGACUACUACACUGAAGCUAGGUUAUUGGACCGGGGCGACAGUUCUUUAGCGAUAAUCAGUUCUCAACCUCAGUAUAGACCAUGGGAAUCCAAAUCGAUAGAUACGUCCACUUCUAGUUACACUUCAACAACUCCAGCUACUAGUGUUGCAGAUGCGUUCAGUCCUUCAGCAAACUCUGCUUCGAAACUUCCUUCAUUCCAGUCUCAGUUUCAAGCAUUCAGCGAAGUUGUCACAACGAGUGAUACGACUUUGACGACUCUUACGAAUUUAACUCCGGUUUCGCCGAACUCCUCGAGUCCUCAAACCCAUUUGACGACGUUGAACUCUAAUUUCCACGCCUUGAGUGCCGUGAAUCCAAGAAACUACCCUUUAGUGCCUGCUCCUAUCCAAGCAAGAGAGAUACCUUCCAUCCAACAGCAAUUCUUAGACGAAAGGCAUAUACAGUUGUAUUCGCAUCCUACUCCUGCCAAUAUUACGCUCAAUAGUACCUUGCAUCCUACCUUUUUGAAUAACCAGAACGGAGCUAUCAUCCAAAGCAAUCAAUUGAUCUCUUCGCCAACUGUUGUCACCGUGAUAAAAUCCGAACCAGAUUUGAAGCUUUCACCUCUUCAUCAAGACUCUUUGAAGCUCCAGAAUAUAGGUUUGCAUCCAACGCAGUUUCAGAACCCCAUGACACAACUGAACAGUGAUAGUGGGUUGUAUAACGGUAUAGAGAAGAAAAUCAACGGAAACGCCACUUCCCCGACCCGAAACGACUUCCGGAAAAAAGAGAGAAGGAAAAUUCGUACCUCCAGUCUGGAAAGUUCUGUGGACAGCGACGGUACGUCGAGUACCAUGGACAUUUGCUCGGAAAAUUCUGGACAAGUGGCCGCCAUCUCGAGUACCGCGGGUUUCAAAUCGCACCAAAUGCACGCGAAUAGUUCGGUCGAUAUGGACACUGACAUUAGCGGCGGGAGCGUUGACAAGCAGGUGAAGAAGAAACGGAAGCGGUGCGGAGAGUGUGUCGGAUGCCAAAGAAAAGACAAUUGUGGUGAUUGUGCUCCAUGUAGGAACGACAAGAGCCACCAGAUAUGCAAGCAGAGGAGGUGCGAGAAGCUCACCGAGAAAAAGAAUAUGUAUCAAGACGGAUUCCUACGUGGUGAAUCUCGGAGAGGGAGGGGAAAAGGCAGAGGUGGAUCGAGUUACCGAGGACGAAAACCUACCGUAGCCCCAUUGGGUGGUGGCGGCAAUACGAUAGGAGCACCAGAAAACAGUGGUACUUCCACGCUAGUACCUCAGGCUCAAUCCGUCAGACCUAGUCCUCAAUCGUUACCAGUGCAGCAACCCAUGCCUGUCCAACAGCAACCAAUGGGUCCGAUGCCUUUUUACGCAGAUCCGAAUAGAUUUACUACCCCAGUUUGGCAGACCGACCCAUCUCAAGGAUGGACGCAGAGCCAGUUCAUCCAGCAAAUCCCAGCAGCGGCCAGUCAACCAAUAGAAGCCUACCAGCAAUACCCGAACGGUAUAUACCAAGCUACCUACCAGCAGCCAGCUUUCGAAACCAACACUUUUUAUACAACUGGACCAGUACAGGUGCUGACCAAUCCACGUCCGCCCAGCACCCCAAAUUCACAGGUGCAGCAGUUGGGUCCACCCCGGCCAAAUUCCAACUACUCCCACACUCCUAGUCCCAGUCCUGCUCAACAGCAGCAACAGAACAAUAACAGCCGCCAAUACCAAGAUUACAAUAUAUCUCAGCAGCAAAUUACUCAGCAACAACAGAACGACUCGUCGCAAGCCAAUUCUCGUCCAGCCUCUGUGAAUAAUGGCAAUCCUCCUACCCCAAAUUCAAACUACCAGGCGCAGCAACCGCAAACGCCAUCUCAACAACAACAGCAGUCUCCGCAACAGCAGCAGCAACAACAACAGUCUCAAAUGUCCAAUAGCGCCUUUACCACAAUUGCGAAUUUUAGUCCGAACUCUUCGGCGAGUUACGCAACUACGGGGUCGGGAAACGCACAGCCUGGGUAUCCACAAGUGAACAGCAACAGUCCGCAGCUAGCUUCACACAGCUCUAGUGGUUACUCAGGCCAGGAACAGUUCAGCGGACAGGAGAAUACUGAUUGGCGCAAUGAAAGGCAAAUCAUGUGGGACGAACCCAAAAACGAACAGCAAAAUCAACAAUAUGAAACCAGGAUUCAGGAUUCCAAUCAACCCGAGUUGAAGAAUAGUGAACAACCCGAAAGCCGGACGUUCUCUCAGGCCGAUAAAGUCAAUUUAAACACUCGUAUAAAAACGAUGAUAUUAAAUAAACAGCAAGAAAACAAAGACGAGGCUAAGCAAGUAGAGCAAAACAGUACCGGUCAUUUUUUAUGGUAUAGCCACCAUCACCACUUAACAGAUAGAUUAAGUGAUGAUGGUGGCACCCAAAACCCUAAACUACCCAGACUUGACAAAAUUCCAUCCAUCAACGGGCACCACAGACAUUUUGAAUACAACCCUGACCAUGUGAAACAAGAAUAUAUAACUAAUCGUAAUAUGAAUGGAUUCAUCCCACCAAUGCAUUACUCUAAUCUCAGUACAACUCAAAAUGUUGGUAACUAUGGUGAUCACGAUGUAAAGAAUGAAUGCAAGGAACAGCCUCCAGAAAUAAAGACAUGUGAUCCUAAAAGCAAUAUGAACUACGCUGUGAAUGAUAGGCCUUUGCUAACUGAUAAACCAACUCCGUCUUCGAAUGUCCACUCGUUCAAUGAAAUCCCUACAGGAUCAUGGCCAAAACUUUUCCCUUACCCGAUGUCAGAAUCUCUAAUGACGAGUGCGUUUCAACCCAACGAUAUCCCGAUGCUAACGGAGAAACUGUCAAAAAAGCAAAUGGGGAUGGAAAUUCCAAGUUGCACGUGUUUUCCACCGAAUCAAGUACCGCCUGAGCCAGGUACUUACUAUACGCAUUUGGGAUGUGCAAACGAUCUGAAGAGUUUGAGAUACGAUCUGGAAUGUCGUACUGGAGUACUUGGAAAGGCAAUUAGAAUUGAAAAGAUCAAAUAUACUGGCAAGGAAGGAAAAACUGCACAAGGAUGUCCUAUUGCGAAAUGGGUGAUACGCAGACAAAAUUUGGACGAAAAAUACCUGGUGCUAGUGAAACAACGCAAAGGACAUGUUUGCUACUCAGCAUUCAUAGUAGUCUGCAUGGUGGUUUGGGAUGGUGUCGAGGGAAGCAACGCAGAUGAUCUGUACACCAUGCUCACCGAAAAACUUAACAAAUAUGGCGUGUCAACUAAACGCAGAUGUGCUACAAACGAACCAAGGACAUGUGCUUGUCAAGGGAUUGAUGAAAACACCUGCGGAGCCAGCUUCUCUUUUGGAUGCUCCUGGUCUAUGUACUACAACGGGUGCAAGUUCACCAGAUCUAAAGAAGUUAGAAAGUUUCGUUUGACAGAAAAAAGCGAAGAAACGGUAGUUGAAGAUAAGCUUCAAAAUUUAGCAGAUCUCAUAAGUCCGCUAUACAAAUCCCUCGCUCCCAGAUCCUUUCAAAAUCAAGUGCACUUUGAAGGCAUUGCUCCUCAAUGUAGACUGGGAAUGAAGCCUGGUAGACCGUUUUCUGGGGUUACAGCUUGCGUGGAUUUUUGUGCGCAUUCUCACAAGGAUCUGCAUAAUAUGACCAAUGGAUGUACAGUUGUCGUUAGUUUAACUAAACAUAGAGGUUUGUCUAAACCUGAAGAUGAACAGUUACAUGUCUUGCCGCUCUACAUUGCUGAUGAUACAGAUGAGUUUGGAUCCAAAGAGAAUCAAGAAUUGAAGGUGAAAAAUGGGUGCAUCGAGGUUCUACAAAAGUUUAUUAAAUUGAUAGCACGGUAUUUCACAGGUAUCCCUGUGAAGUACGAACCUGCUCAGUUCCUGCUGAAACUUGCCUCCGACGCAACAAGAAAAGUCCGGAAGCUGGAAAACCUGGUAGAAAGAGGAAAACUCCUACAACUCCAACGUCUUCCCCACUAAAAACAACUACUGAAUCUACCAAUGCUGAAGAGAUACAAAACGGUCAAGUAUCUAGCACAGUACCUGGUUAUCCCAAACCUCAAUGGAGUUAUGAUAACUUCAUGCAUAGUAACAUGUUUUAUUAUAAAAAUGACAUGGGAAACUGUGAUAGCUAUCCGCCAGCUAACAACUUGCCUAGGUUUUCAUUCUUUAAAACGCCUUUCUCAACCAUGAACUCUUACAAUUAUCCUCUCCAUAAUAAUUUUUUGAAAAACGAGUAUUAUUAUAAUGACUGGAAUGCAAACUAUUACCAUCCUCCAAAUCUUGCAACACCGAACAUGAAUCAGUAUGCUUCACAGUUCAGCAACUGUUCUUCCUACCAUACCGGCAACCCUUUUGAUGACGUUUAUACAAAUAAUUUCCUUCAACCUCCUCCAACACCAUCAUUAUCAGUACCUGCAACACCUCCUCCUCUUCCUCAACAACCAGACACAAAACAAAAAGUUGUCAACGUCACUCACACUGACAAUCUCGAAUGCUUCCAAGACAAUCAAAUAGGUGGAGUUGCAAUCGCAUUGCAACAUGGCAGUAUACUUUUUGAGUGUGCCAAACAUGAACUGCAUGCUACUACGGCUCUCAAAAAUCCAAACAGACUCUCGCCAACACGAAUUUCGUUGGUGUUUUACCAACAUCGAAACUUGAAUAAAGCAUAUCAUGGUUUGAAUGAAUAUACCGAGAAAGCGAAGAACAAAUCGGAGGCUACUGAUAGCUCAGAGAAAGUGUCGAAUGAUUCUAAGUAUGACGUUAGUAAUGUUACUAACUAUGAUCUCUUGAUGAGAACGUCUACGUUGCCGACUGUGUCAUUAACGACGAGGUUUCCUAUGUUCCCAUGUAUGAUUACUGGUCCUUUUCAAGAACAAAGAUCUUAAUUUUUGUUUUCAGAAUUGGUUUAGGAUCCUUAAUUUAUUUAGUAGAACAGAUGAGGCUAUUCAACAAACAUUGCUUAGUUUUUGUUGUACUAGGGAAGACUAUAAAAAAUGCAUACCAACAAACUAAAGAGAAAAGCAUUUAAACCAGACUUUAUAUAAUAUCAAGAUCACAAGAAUAAAACAUUUUAAAUUUUAGAAACAUACAUAGAUUGAUACAUACAUUGGUAGUUCAUAUGUUGUAUACCUGUGAAGUUUAUUUGUUCUUUUGUCAACUGCUUUUAAUUUGAUUGACCAGCUACUGUGUCUAUUUCAAUUGAAGUACCCCGCAAUUUGUUUUAUGCCUUUUUAUCUCUUCGAACUAAGAUUUACUUACUUACUAAUGCUACAAAAACAUUAUCCUUUAACAAAAAAAAAUCUAUUUUAAAUAAAGUAUAGCUAGACUGGGUUGAGGUUAGCUAUUUCGUGUUAUUUUUCAUGUUUAUUCUGAAACACAAGACAACACGGUCUGUUUUCAUGUGGAUUAUGGACGUUGUUACUUGAUGAAACUCGUUGAUCAUGCGAGAUUAGUGAAUUUUUGCACUAAUCGAUCACACGAUAUGUUUUAUUAUGCUGCCCACACAAUACCCGGUUUCCCUGUUCGAGUCGCAGUUAUAGUACCGAUCUACAAGACUAACCGUUUGGUAGACACGAACGGGAAAACCGCAUGUGAGUGGUAUUUUUGACAAUCAUGUAACGCAAGUAGAUGUUUUUCCGCUUUUAGUCCUUGAUAUUUAAACUGAACCAAACUUAAUUAUGCAAAAAGUAGCAUCGCGGUAGCUUCAUUUUUACGUACAUUAAAAAAUUAUUCUUUCUAUUUUAAACCACUCACCAAUGAAAGUGUUAUUUUCGGUCUUUUUUUUCAAGAUAUUGGACACUUCUAACUAUUGUAUCUCACACCACAGCACGCUUCUUAGUUUUCUGCCUAUACUUCUCAGUCACAAUAUCAGAUAAAAUCUUUUUACUUUGCCAGUGGCAGAAUGUAUCUUAGAUCACCUACUCUUGCCUACGACUGUCACACAUAAUGAAUAUCAAUAUUGAUUUGCAAGCUUUUAUAAUUCUGAUUAUCCAGUAGUGCCCAAUAUCAGGAGCUGAAACAAAAUCUGAAUAACUUGUUUUGCAUAUAGCAUGCAUGUAUAUAUUUUAAUUAGUUGGUCUUUAUUUUGUUUAUUUCACUUUGAUUAUGUCAUAUUCUCGGUGAAUACUAGUAUCAGCGACAGAUGUUUUACAGAUUCCCCCAAAAAUCCAGUCUCGCCAACAAAGAUCUUGAAUUUCAUGUACAUUUGUGCCAUUACAUGCUCAGUGUAAAUGUACAGUCGAAAAUAAAUGUUUUAUUAUUUUUCAAUUGGAAAAUUGUAGCUUCUAAUUACGUCAUUAGUCAGCCAAUCAAAAUAAAUUUCUCAAGAAUUACAAAAUGCUAUUGUAAUUUCAGCAGAAGCAUCACGAGUGCUUCGUUGGGCAAUAAUAAAUCAAUUUUCACUUAAGACCCAUUUUCCUUACAUCCAUAAAAUAACUCUUGAUAUAUCAAAUUAAUGAAGUUCGUUGAGAUAAGACAUGUUGAAGGUUUCACUUUUUAAAAACCAGUGCCUCUAUGAUCUCAAAUAUUGAUUUUACACUCAAAUCUAAAGUACAAAUACUGCCCAAGCGAAAUAAUAACCCAUCAAUAUGUACGAUUUUCACGUAAACUAACAGUAGCUAAGAGUUUUAGUUGAAUAUAUCAUAGUUUUCCUGUCAUACUUUAAUAUUUUGGAUUUUAGAUUAAGAUAACGUAUGAAAUUUGAUUUGCCGCAAUAUCUGGCAAGUGACGCAUACAUUCUUUCCAUAAAAUGUAUAUACGUUUAGUGGGAAAAUUAACCUUAUAGUCAUGUGUGUGGUACCUAUUGAUUUUACAUACCCUCAAAAAAUUUAAUAUGCAAUGGCACCGGCCCUUCAAUAAAAGAAUAAAGCUUUAGUUUUUAUCAAGAUUGAAGUUCAUUUUGAGUAUGAUAGUGUGAUCGUUUAAAAUUGUAAAUUAUAUACAAAUUUUAAUAAACUAUGUUGUGUCUACAGUUUACAACUUAUAACAAAGACAAAAACAGCUUUGUUUUUUUAUUAAAGGGUUGACACCAUACUUUGUCGAUGGAACAAUACGAUGAGAUUGGUCAUAUUUUAACCGAAAAUAGUUUGCCUUGGAUACCAUGCGUUACGUGAAUAUAUUUUCAAAACGUGUGCAUGAGGUAUUGUAUUCAUUUGAAAAAUUUAAAAAUUAAUAUUUAAAACUCGGUCGUCUUUUUGUGUGGCCAUAUAUUGUUAAUUGUAAAUGUUAUCGUAUGCAUUUAUCUUUCCUAGUUUUAAAAGUAUAUUUUUUGAAGGAGAAAAUAUUAAAUUGGAGGAAAAUAUAGUAUUUCUAAACGCCUACAAAAUGAUUGUAUAGUGUUAGUAUAUACUCAGUCACUUUGAGAAUUUAAGUAUGUUAAUGAAAGAAAUGAUGCCAAAUAUUUUAAAAUAGAUAUUUAAAAUUAUUUUACUACUUUAUACAGUAAUUUCUUCCAAGCCAUUUUUGGCACCAACCCUGUAUGUAAGGUAUAUUUAUGCACACUAUUUAUUUAUUUAUUUAUUUUUCAUGCCCUGUUCGUAUUUUUUUCACAGAGAAAAUAUAAGGAUAUUAAUUUCCAUCCACCUAAAACAAUAUUUUCCGUUAUAGUUAUCAUUUUGUGCAAUAAUGAACCACAGUAUUACAAUGUUUACUGUGAAGGAAAUACUAGCAGGUUUUUUAAUGCUAAGGCUAGGAUUAGAAACAGAAAUGUAUAUAUAUUUUUUACACGAUUUUUAGUAAAUGUCGAGAAUGUAAAAGCAAUCUUGUAAAUAUGUUUUAAGCUGGUACUUUUUCGAAAUGAAAUUUCGCUCAUGUUUACAUUUGUAUCAAAAUGAUUAACUUCUGCUCAAUAGCAAUAUUUAAUAAUAGUUAAAAUUCAUAUCAAAAGUAAAAGUACCUGCUUAGAAAUGUGUUUUAAUUAUGAACAAUAUAAAUGACCGAUUCAUUUGUAUUUUCAAUAGUUAAUAUACUUUUUUAGUUUAGUAUUUAAGAACAAAUCGAUUAC
Acanthoscelides obtectus is the source of this 8601-nucleotide messenger RNA. NCBI's taxonomy places the organism in Eukaryota, Metazoa, Arthropoda, Insecta, Coleoptera, Chrysomelidae. The record is from the annotation of a GenBank genome assembly.